Molecule: messenger RNA, 1071 nt
Organism: Didymodactylos carnosus
Lineage: Eukaryota; Metazoa; Rotifera; Eurotatoria; Philodinida; Philodinidae
Source: the annotation of a GenBank genome assembly
AUGUCCAAUUCAUUAAUUCUUGAUAAUGUUGUUGCAAAAAGUAACGGACUACAUUUGAGUGGUUAUGAUCAUAGACCUUAUGAUUAUUCGACAAUAAGUCCGGAUAAGCUUCCCGAUACAUUUAAGAAGACACGUUUCGCUCUCACUCUUACACAUAUCUAUCCGCGUAACUAUACUACGGAGGAGAAGGCUAAAUUCUAUACUAUUGAAUUUGCAGAAAAAGCGCUGGCAUCCGGUGGAAUCGGCGCUCCGCCAGAUAAAACAGUAUUAUGGUCUGGUGGUUAUAUUCCUGCACAUCCUCUCGGCUAUGGAUUGGGUAGAAUUAUCGUCGAACGCUGGCUUGUGGAAAUGAAUGCCAAAGUCGAAUCAAAAGGCGAGGGUAAUUAUACAUGUUCGGAGCUUUAUCAUACAGCAGCCAUGACUGAGGCAGGGUUACCGGUCCUAAAUCCAAUGUGGGACGACUUGAGUGUUCCUUAUAGCGUCAAAAAAGAAGUUACGCCGACCUACAUUUUGGGUUUUGCUGCAUGUGCCAGUGGUCAAAUCAGCCUGAAUGUCGAUGAUACGGAUAUGGAUUCAUUCUUUCGUGGAAAUGAAUUGAUGAUUGUGAUGGAGAAUUCGAACAUUACUUCAGUCAGAGUAAUAAGAGUAAAACGUGAAACAGACGUUUUGGAAGAGACUUUAUAUAUGGAUCGCCAUGAGUGGUAUAAUGCUCAGAAAGACCAAUGGGUAGAUUCUAUAGUAACUAGAUACCAAGUAGCCCGUACUAGCUGGGAAAAAGGUGAUUAUAACUGUCUGUCAUAUGAACGCAUGUCGAAGUCACUGAUCGAAGAAUUGUACGAUAGUUACACGAAUAUGACGAGUGGUAACAAGCUUAUUGAAGGAUUUUGUAAAGCGAUUGGAACGGAAUAUGAAAACGUGGAUCAGGAGCGCGAUAAAGCGUUGGAAAACUUACGGUUGGAAAAAUUUGCUCCCCUUGUUAGGGCUAACUCCGAGUUAUUAAACCAUAACAAAGUAGAUAACGAACAUUCCAGAACGGCUCUUAAAAGAUUCUAUGCGGAGAAAAGCAGAUAA